GCACAGAGAAGGCUCCGCCGUAGAAACCUGGAGAAGACUCUGGAGUUUGUUCUGUGGAAAGAAUAAAAAUGGAGAAGGUUAUAUGUUAUUUUAGGGUACCGUUAUAUGAUUUAUAAUGAUAUGGAGAGAAUUCCACGGAUUUUAAUCUGCCGGGUUUCAGAGAUUACACCGGACACUAUUUGAAUCGCUGAGGCUCGUUCGUUCCGGUGUGGAAAAGCUUUUGUUGUGCAUGGAAUAAAAAGACAACAGGACAGAAAUAACCUGUAUGCAUUGUUCAGUGCAACAAGAAUAAGAGCAUCGGCUGGGGAAAUGGUUUGUUUCGGGCAGACAAGCCGUGUGCGGCGCACGCGCCGUUACGCGCGUAGCUCACCGGUCACCUGUUGAAGUUGCUCGGUGAACUGUUUCACAUUUUGCUUUCAAACGGGAGGAUCUACUUGAGCGCUCUAACAAAUGCCCGAUCUGUCUUCCGGUCUGUAUGAUGCACUGAUUCCCCAUUAUGUUGUAAGAUGAGCGCAGAUCUGGAGCGCGUUUCGCUCAACACACCGGCUAACUCGGCCGGCUCGUGCGGCCGUGCGCUCUCUGCAAACGUCCGGAGGCUCCACAGCUCUCUCAACCUGCUGCUCAGCGACCAGGAGCGAGAGCAGUUCAUCCACUGUCUCAAUGCGUACCACGCCAAGCGCAACGUCUUCGACCUGGUCCAAACCCUCAAAGUGAUUCUCAACUCGCCCGGCAAACGGCAGCUGCUGCCCAUGCUGCGCCUGGUCAUCCCGAGGUCCGACCAGCUGCUGUUCGACCAGUACACGUCCGAGGGACUCUACCUGAAGACAGACCUCCUGCCCAGCAACGGCAGCGCGGAGGGCUUUGGAGACAAGGGCGACUCAACUCUGCAGAAAUAUGUCAGUUCCAUUCAUGAGCAGCCACUCAUCUCGGACAUUCAGGACGGUUUCAGCGCCGCCGCGGAGCCGUCGGCUCACAUGGCCCCGCCGUUCUUCGAGGGUCCCAUUGGAGAAGUGCGCAAAGUCACCCUGACGCGCUCCAGGAGUCACGAGGGUCUGGGCUUCAGCAUCCGCGGCGGGUCGGAGCACGGCGUGGGGAUCUACGUGUCCCUAGUGGAGCCGGGCUCGUCGGCCGAGAGAGAGGGACUCAGAGUCGGGGACCAGAUAGUGACCGUGAACGACAUGAUGUUUGACAAUGUCACUCACACAGAGGCUGUGAAGGUGCUGAAGGGAUGCAAGAUGCUGGCCAUGUCAGUGUGUUCUAUGGGUCAGAUCCCUGGAGGCUACAUCACCAACCACAUGUACAGCUGGGUGGACCCUCAGGGCCGUAGCGUCUCCCCACCGCCCGACAGACAGGAGGCCAACCAGAGGCAAGGGCCCGGCAUGGAGGAGAGGAUGGUAAAACUGAAUAUGGACAAUGGUCGUUCUCUGGGCCUGAUGAUCAGGGGUGGUGCUGAGUAUGGACUGGGGAUCUACAUCACUGGAGUGGACCCUGGAUCUGCUGCAGAUGCUGGUGCACUAAAGGUGGGUGACCAGAUCCUGGAAGUGAACUGUCAGAGCUUUGUCACCAUCUCCCACGAUGAGGCAGUUCACAUCCUCAAAACAGGACGCCACCUGCUGAUGAAGGUGAGGGACGUUGGUUGUCUGCCUCAUGCACGUGCAGUGGUGGAUGAGACCAAAUGGAUCUGCAGUGAGGCCAUAGCUGAGACCAAUGCUACAGCUAACCCAAGUUAUGUCACCAACCCCACUGUCAAUGCUGGCAUCCACGCUAGUAUCAGUGCUAGUACCUGCAGUACAAGACCAUCCUCAGCCAGAGCUACACCUGUAUUAGGAAAGCCAGCAGUAUACAGAGGUGUGGGCCCGCCAGGUUCGCAGGUGUCUCUGGAGCAGCAGGCCUACAUGCUUCUGACGGAGCCAGAGAGGCAGACCAUGGCCUACUACUUGCAGGAGUACCAGGAGGGACACAUAGGAGUGGAGCCGCUAACCAUGGCUCUGUUUGAGCUCUUCAACACACAUGCAAAGUUGUCCAUGUUGUCUGAGGUGAGGAGUCUGGUGGCUCCCCCGGAUCUGGAGUUGUACGACAGGCUGGUGUUACACCAUGAGAGGGAGGUCCACCAGGCUUGGCAUGGAGGCCUGGGAGUGAUGCAUCCGCAGGGCCCCUGCAAACACAAAGCAACUGUAAUCCAUGAUGCAGGACACACCGCCCCUGCUAUGGAUGAAAUGCAGGCUUCAGGUGAAUCUCUUCCACCCUUCAGGAUUGCUCCUCUUCAGGCUCAGAGCAGGCCAUCCAGGGAAAAGGAGCUCAGCCAGAAGCCUUCAGCCCAGCUGGUGCAGGCCGGCUCUAGCAUGCUCUUCACUGGCCCCAACAGGCUGCUCCAAGAUUGCCUCCACAAGUCGCUCAAAUCCCUCCCCACCACCCACCAGCCCUCACCAGCCUCUGCCCACCACACCUGCACUGGUGCCAUCCACCACACUUCCUUCAAUGCACUCCAUCACACCUGCCAGAAUUCUUUCCAGCUCUCUGACUCUGAACACCACAACCACACCCAUUUCGCUCAUUACUUCCACAACCAUGCUGCCCACCACAGCCGACCCAGUUCAGGACACCACACCUGCCCAGGCUUCCUGCCCCAAUGGAAUUCUUCCAGCUCUGCUAAGCCAGAAGCAUCUGUCAAGCUCUCUUCCAGACCCAGCUCCUAUGAGAAGUCCUCCAUCUUGUCAAAGUCUACGUCCUCUUCCAAAGCAGCAUCUCCCAUGCCAUCCCCUCAUCCAUCACCCCGUCCCUCACCAUGUCCUUCCCCCUGCCCCUCUCUCAUCACACCUGCUGCUCCACCCUGUAGUCCUGACCGGCCCUGCUCACCUGCUCUCACCCAGAAAGUCAUCAUAACAGAUAUGAACCGAUUGUCUGCAGACUCCAGUCCACAGCAAAGAGGUACACAAGUCUGGGCCACACUGUCCCAGCUGUCAGACAGUGGCCAGACUCUGAGUGAAGACAGUGGGGUGGAUAUAGCCGAGGCAGGAGGCCUCAGUAAAGAUGGCAGCCCUCGACCCAGCAAGAACCAGCAGGGCCAGCCAGGGGCCCACGCACUUCUUCCAGGGGCCACCAGACAAACUGGCUCACCGGUCCCAGCACCCACUGCUACCCUGGUACGAGUGAUGAAAAAUGCCAACACCCUUGGCAUCGCCAUAGAGGGGGGAGCCAACACACACCAACCUUUGCCACGCAUAGUCACCAUUCAGAAAGGAGGCUCGGCCCAUAACUGCGGCCAGCUGAAGGUGGGUCAGGUCAUCCUGGAGGUCAACGGCAUUUUCCUAAGAGGUCGGGAGCACAAGGAUGCUGCCCGGAUCAUCGCUGAGGCCUUUAAGACUAAAGAGAAGGACCACAUUGACUUCCUGGUGGUUGAGCCAGGACUCUAGUAUGAGGAUUUUGCACUUUAUGCUGCUUGGUUUAAGAAGACACUGAUCUACUGCUUUGAGGGAACCUUCUGAACUCCACAUGAUCUUGUCCUGUAAUCAUGGCCCUCAUUUUUAGGUAUUUGUUGAUUGCACACUACUGAGAUUUGCAAAAUUUUAAUUUAUUAAAGGAUAUUACGUUAAUAUUUGCCAUUGCCGUUGACGUAAAACUAUGCAAUUUUACAUAAUUAUGGACCAUUAUUAUUACUAUAGAUAACACCCAAAAAGCGUAAAGCUAGGCACCUAGGGUACGUAAUGUAUUUCAGAAGCAUUUUCUUUUAUAUUUGUUGAAAUCCUCUUUACAUCCCGACAGCAAUCAAUAAAUAAAAAGCUCUGGGGAAAAAAAGAGAAAAAAUCUGUGGCUAUCUGUGGCUGUCACAGGGCUGUAAUAAGCCUGUAAUCAAUCAAUUGGCUGGCCUACCUGCCUGUCUGUCUGCCUGCGUGCACUCAUUGUGCAUGACAAUGUGUUUUGGGGGAGUGGCUUUGGAGGGAG
Molecule: messenger RNA, 3942 nt
Organism: Siniperca chuatsi (mandarin fish)
Lineage: Eukaryota; Metazoa; Chordata; Actinopteri; Centrarchiformes; Sinipercidae
Product: whirlin-like
Exons: 11
Coding region: 507-3413 (968 amino acids)
Biological process (GO): auditory receptor cell stereocilium organization; sensory perception of sound
Cellular component (GO): plasma membrane; photoreceptor inner segment; stereocilium tip
Molecular function (GO): protein binding
Source: RefSeq, a predicted model, not a curated record